Messenger RNA from Hansenula ciferrii, 1263 nucleotides. RefSeq names its product protein kinase regulatory subunit ATG17 (gene ATG17). Gene Ontology annotation, biological process: activation of protein kinase activity; autophagy of mitochondrion; autophagy of peroxisome. Gene Ontology annotation, cellular component: Atg1/ULK1 kinase complex; phagophore assembly site. Lineage: Eukaryota; Fungi; Ascomycota; Saccharomycetes; Phaffomycetales; Wickerhamomycetaceae. The transcript has a single exon. Gene Ontology annotation, molecular function: protein kinase activator activity; molecular adaptor activity. The record is from RefSeq and is a predicted model, not a curated record. The coding region runs from base 1 to 1263 and encodes 420 amino acids.
AUGAACAAAUCAACUAUACAACAAUGGGUUAAUGAUGCUACUACUACAUUAUCACAAGCUCAAUCCAUAGGAAACAAUGCUAAUACUUAUUUAAAUAAUACUAAAUCAAUAUUAUCUCAGAAUAACAUUGUGUUAAAUAAUUCAAAUUUUAUAUUGGAUAGUUCAAUACAAUUAUUAAAUUUAUUAAAAUUGAUAACCAAUUCCAUUGAAUUAAAACAAGAUGAUCUAGAAAAUGAUAUACAAUUACUGGAGAAUGAAUUGAAUAACAAUAUAUCAUUUUUAAAUAAUGAAUUCAAGAAACUAUCACAUAUAAAAAUCGAUUCAAAUUUAUUACAUGAUACUACUACUACUCCCACACUAUAUGAUUUCAUAUCAAAUAAUAUUCAAGAUUCAUUAUCAAUUUUACAACAAAAAUUAACUCAUGCAACUCAUAAAACUCAAAUAUCAACUCAAACCAAAAAAUUAACAACAACUUUAUCAAAUUUUAAUGAUUCAUUCAAUAACUUGGAUUCAAUUUUUAAUAAAAUUAAUGAUGAAAAUUCCACAUUAAUAUCAAAUUUAAUCCAUGAAAAUAAUUUAAUAGAAUCAGAUAUUGCUAUAUCAUUAGAAUCAAUAACUAAUCAUUAUGAUCAAUGUAAUAAAGCAUUGGGAUUAAUUGAUUCAAAUGAAGAUCAUCAAGAUUUCUUCAAAGUUUUAGAAAAUGAUUCAAUUGAAGUUUUUGAAGUUUUGAAUGACCUAAAUGGUUUAUUUGAUGAUUUAAAAGAAAAUUGUAAUAAGAUUAAUGGAUUUUAUCAAAAUUUAAAAGGAAAUUAUGACAAAUUGAUUAAUUUUAUUAAAGACAUAACUCAAUUUCAAAUUGAACUUGAAAAAAAAUUGGAAUUAAUUGAAUCAAUUAUUUGGGAUUUUAAAGAAUUAGAAAAUGAUAUAAAGACCAAAUGUAAAGAAUCUGAAAUCUUUAUCCAAUAUAUUAAUCAAUACACCCAGGCUUAUUAUAAAUUAAUCCUAGAAAUUAAUAGACAAAACCAAUCACAAACUUAUAUAAAUAAUAUAAUCAUGGAAACUCAGAAAAAGUUAAAAAAUUUACAAAAUGAUGAUUAUCAAAAAAAACAAGAGUUUAAUAGAGAGUAUAAUAAAUUUUUACCUUUGGAAUUAAGACUCCAGGGUAUUGAUAAACCUUUAUAUGAUUUACAAUUUGAAUUACAAGAUAUUAUGAAAUUAAGUGAAUCAAGUGUAUUGAAUGCUAGACAAAAACUUGAAAAAUAA